GGUGGGGAGCAAGACUCUAGCAAGAGUACAAGGGGUCGUUGCGUAGAGUGGGGAUAUUUGAGCAAAAAAGCUUAAGGGAUCAGGUUGAACGAAGCCCAGCGGAUUAACUGACCAAUCAGAAAGUCGGAUGAGCCCAGCGACAAAACUGCUUUCGUUAGAGAAAGAAGUACUUACAUAGAUGAGUUAUUUACAAUUUAUAUACGACCUCCCUGCUCAGAGCCGAGACUAAAGCACACAAAACGGCAUGACAGCGUUUGAAGAAAUGGGCGUUUUGCCCGAAAUUGCAAGAGCAAUUGAGGACAUGGAAUGGAGUCUCCCAACGGACGUCCAAGCAGAGGCAAUCCCCCUAAUCCUAGGUGGAGGAGAUGUCCUAAUGGCAGCAGAGACAGGCAGUGGUAAGACUGGAGCCUUCUGUCUCCCCAUCCUCCAGAUUGUCUGGGAGACCCUGAAAGACAUCGAAACCGGAAAAGCCUGCGGAAAAUCCGGUAAACGAGCAGCCUCCGGCUCGUGGGGUCUGAGUCUCUUCGACAGAGGACGAGCAAUGGCAGUAACUCCUGAUGGCUUGCGCUGCCAGAGUCGAGAGCAACGAGAGUGGCACGGUUGCCGGGCGAAUAAAGGCAUCCAGGGAGAUGGCAAAUACUAUUUUGAAGCUGUGGUCACUGAUGAGGGCCUCUGCAGAGUCGGAUGGUCAACGUCCCAAGCCAGUUUGGACUUGGGAACUGAUAAAUUUGGGUGGGGAUUUGGAGGUACAGGUAAGAAAUCCAACUCAAAACAAUUUGACAACUACGGAGAAGCGUUCGGAAUGCACGACGUCAUUGGUUGCCUUCUGGAUCUUUCGAAAGGAGAAAUAAGAUUCACGAAAAAUGGGACAGAUCUUGGAAAAGCAUUUGACCUGAAUGCUCAACAGAGAUCCCAGACUUUUUUCCCCGCAGUGGUUCUAAAAAAUGCUGAAAUGUCAUUCAACUUUGGAAAUCAACCUUUCAAGUAUCCUCCCCCAAGUGGGUUCACUCCAGUGGCCUCUGCCCCCAAAGAUUGUUGCAAAGAGAAUGAAAUGGGAAGCAGUAGUGCUGGAAAUAAAGAGAUCAAGCCCCCUGCCAACGCUCCGCAAGCUAUAAUUAUUGAACCUUCAAGAGAACUGGCAGAACAGACUUACAAUCAACUCGAAAAGUUCAGGAUUCAUCUAAAAAAUCCAUCAAUCAAGCAAUUGUUAGUUAUCGGAGGAGUUGCAGCUAAGGAACAAAUAGCUGCAUUAAAUUCAGGAAUUGACAUAGUCGUUGGAACACCAGGUCGUCUGGAGGAUUUAAUCCAAGGAGGAUAUCUAUCUCUAACUCACUGCAGAUUUUUCGUUCUUGACGAGGCUGAUGGUCUCCUAAAACAAGGAUACACAGAGUUGAUAGAUCGUCUCCAUGGGCAGAUUCCCAAAAUAACUGCAGAUGGAAAGAGACUCCAAAUGAUCGUGUGCUCGGCGACACUACAUGCAUUUGAAGUUAAAAAAAUGGCGGAUAGAUUGAUGCAUUUUCCGACUUGGGUGGAUUUGAAAGGUGAAGACGCUGUUCCCGAAACGGUUCAUCAUGUUGUGGUGUUGGUCGAUCCUCAGGAGGACAGAUUAUGGAGCAGUUUGAGUAGACACAUUGAGACAGAUGGAGUUCACUACAGAGACAAUACUAAAUCGAAACGCAAUACCGCUGAAGCUCUCUCAGAAGGUAUCAAAAUCCUCAAAGGUGAAUAUUGCGUUCGAGCGAUUAAGGAGCAUACGAUGGAUAGAGCUAUCAUUUUCUGCCGCACUAAACUGGACUGCGACAAUCUUGAGAGAUACCUCAAACAAUUGGACGCUAAAGAAUUCUCUUGUGUUUGUCUGCAUGGGGAUCGCAAGCCCCCGGAGCGUAAAGCAAACCUUGAAAAGUUCAAAAUGAAGCAGGUGAAGUUUUUAAUUUGUACCGAUGUUGCGGCCAGAGGUCUUGACAUCUCAGGUCUACCGUUUGCUAUUAAUGUCACUCUACCAGAUGAAAAGUCCAAUUAUGUCCAUCGAAUUGGGAGAGUUGGAAGAGCUGAGAGAAUGGGUCUAGCCAUUUCUCUAGUCAGCACCGUCCCAGAAAAGGUCUGGUAUCAUGGAGAGUGGUGUGCCUCCAGGGGAAGAAACUGCAAUAACACUAAUUUGACCAAUCAAGGGGGAUGUUGCAUAUGGUACAAUGAGACGCAGUGUCUUGCUGAUAUCGAGGACCACUUGAAUAUAACUAUUCAGCAGGUUGGGUCUGAUAUUAAAGUACCUAUGAAUGAAUUCGAUGGGAAGGUUGUUUAUGGACAGAAGAGGAUGGAUAUGGGUACCAAUUAUCAGAAUCAUGUCCAACAAAUGGCGCCGGUUGUCAAGGAUCUCGCUAUGCUUGAGUCUAAGGCUCAGAUCGCUUAUGUGAGAAAGCAUCUGAUGGUUUCUUAGAAUUGUGAUUUCAGUUGGGAAUUGUAUUCCCUGAAGAAACUCCAUUAUCGCAAGCUCCAAUCAAUGUAAUCAAUCAAAUUCAUGGAACAAUCUGAUGCAUUUACAAAAUUCAAUCAAUUGAAGAAGAAUUGUGUGGAAUAGAUUUGGCAACGAAUUGAUGAUACAAUUAUUCAUUUGUAGACAAAAUACAAGCGAUUUAAUAAUGUAAUAAAAUUAUAGAAUUAAAAGAAGUAAA
Molecule: messenger RNA, 2669 nt
Organism: Diachasma alloeum
Lineage: Eukaryota; Metazoa; Arthropoda; Insecta; Hymenoptera; Braconidae
Gene: Ddx1
Product: ATP-dependent RNA helicase Ddx1
Exons: 3
Coding region: 245-2434 (729 amino acids)
Molecular function (GO): nucleic acid binding; ATP binding; RNA helicase activity
Source: RefSeq, a predicted model, not a curated record